Molecule: messenger RNA, 1716 nt
Organism: Aedes aegypti (yellow fever mosquito)
Lineage: Eukaryota; Metazoa; Arthropoda; Insecta; Diptera; Culicidae
Exons: 2
Coding region: 223-1515 (430 amino acids)
Source: RefSeq, a predicted model, not a curated record
CUUCAGGGGAUGCAAUGCACCCAUUGUAUUACCCAGCGUGAUCGUAACCAGGUGAACGUUAUCUAAGAAUAGGUGCGGGUAGAGCCAGUUCAUUCAGAUGGCUUCAAAAUUGCUUUAUCUAAUCAUUCGGCAGACGAAAUGCAGAUAACCCUUCCAUAAAAGUGCAUCGGUUUGCCGAAAAAUUUCAUUUGGCUACGCGUUGGUACUUGAGUUAGAUCAGAUAUGGCGGAUCAAUCGGUGUUUGCGAAACUGCCGGCGUACAUCCAGGACGGUUUGAAAAAAGUUGCUUCGGAACAUGGUUUCACGGAUGGAGUUUAUCGAUUUGAAUUCGAGGAUGGUUCCAGUAAAGGCGACGGUUUUAUGGGCGAGCUCUUCAAGGUGUUCAUCAGAGAGAAUGGUCGUGAAGAUAUGGUGAUUCUGUGCAAAACUCUUCCAAACCAUGAAAUUCGAAAGCAGUACACCAUUUCGUUGUUUAACCGAGAGGUUGAGGCGUAUAACGAAGUUCUUCCAUUGAUCAAGAAAUUCCAACUGGACAAAGGUAUUAAAGAGAACAGUAUUGAAGGAUUUUGGAGUUUCCCGAAAAGUUAUUAUGCUUACUGCGACAUGCGCAAGUUGGAAGGUUUGAUAAUUAUGGAAGACCUGAGGGAAAAAGGUUUCCGCAUGUGGAAUAAAUUGGAGCCAGUGAAUUUCGAUCAUGCAAUAUUGCUUAUGGAGCAGUUGGGUAAAAUGCAUGCAGUGUCUUUUGCUUUGAAGGAUCAACAACCUGAAACAUUCGAAAAGUUCAAGCGCUUCAGUGAUCCGCUAAGUCAACUCAUUAUGUACGACCCGACGAAGGGCAUGACAAGAAUGAUGAACGGAACGUGUGAACGAGCGAUAGAAGCCUUCGGCGAAAAUGACAUUUUGUAUAAAACAAAAAUUCAAUCCGUACGUGGUGUAACUACCGAUUUGUACAUAGAGGACGCUAAGGCAGACGAGGCGGAACCUUACGCUGUAUUGGGACACGGUGAUUGUUGGGUCAAUAACAUGAUGUACUGUUAUGGCGGUGAAAACCUGACUCCCACGGGUAUUCGUCUGAUUGACUGGCAGCUGUGUCGGUACGGAUCUCCGAUUCUGGAUUUGAUGUACUUUAUAUUCACGUCGACCGACGAGAAGCUACGAGCCGAUCACUACGAAGCAUUGCUUAGCACUUACUACAAAUCGCUCGCUGAGCAUCUAGAACGCCUCGGAGGGGAUGCAAAGCGCCAAUUCCCCGAAUCGGAAUUCAAAAAACAAUUGAAACGUUUCGGAAAAUUUGGAAUGUUGAUCAGUUUCCUGGUGCUGCCGGUAAUUUGCACUCCCAAUGAAGAGACUCCAGAUAUUGAAAAGCAAAUGGAGUUGGCUAAGAAAGCCAAGGAAAGUGGAGUAGAAAACUUGGACGAUAAGAAGAUUUUCAGUAAGACUGAGAAAUCGGACGCCAUGUUCCAGGAACGGAUGCGGGGAAUCGUCAAGGAUGUCGUGCGAUUAGAAUAUCUGUGAAUGUCUAAUGAACUUCCAACCACCGAUUGAACGUAUACUGUUGAAUAAAGUUGCAUCAUAAAACUUUAGCGCGUUUCGAAAGUUUGAACGUAAUUUAGAACGCACAAAUCUAAGACGUUCAAACCAGUUACUUUGCCUGCCAGUAGUAUAGAGUUUUUAGCGCACUGUGGUCAUUUUGAAUAAAAGAUACAAUUCUGUAAA